Messenger RNA from Triticum dicoccoides, 720 nucleotides. RefSeq names its product FCS-Like Zinc finger 2-like. The record is from RefSeq and is a predicted model, not a curated record. The transcript has a single exon. The coding region runs from base 89 to 379 and encodes 96 amino acids. NCBI's taxonomy places the organism in Eukaryota, Viridiplantae, Streptophyta, Magnoliopsida, Poales, Poaceae.
CGCUCUCCUCUUCCUCCCUCCUCGCACCACCAAGCUCAGCUCUGCUUUGCUCCGCAUUUUGCUCGAAAGUCACCUACUCACACAUACCAUGGCGGCAUCAGUGGCCUUCUCCUUCUUCUUCGACGCCGAGCUGCUCGGCGAGGCCGGCAUGCCGGCGAUGGACGCGUGCGCGCUCUGCGCCAAGCAGCUGGCGCGCGACCGCGACGUCUUCAUGUACAGAGGGGACACGCCCUACUGCAGCGAGGAGUGCCGCCACGAGCAGAUGCACCUCGACGCCGUCUGCGCCAAGCAGGCCGCGCGGAGGCAGCAGCGGUUCUCGGCGGAGACGGAGUCCCACCGUGUGCAGCGGCAGUCCAGGAAGGUGUCGGUCGCAAGCUAACCGGCUGGCCGCUGAAUGUUUUGUUUGGAUCGACAAGAUCUGUAUUCUAAAGAAUCAUCGUCGUCUCCGUCUCUCCGGCCGGUGCUCUAGCCUCGUCCGGUGGAGGCAGCUUGGCGCGGCCUACAGGAGGCAAGGCAGGGCAGCAGCAUCAGGCGGCACGAAGCAUGUGUCCAUGGCAAGCUAAUUAGGCUGCCCAAAUGGGAUGAAAGUGUAAUUGUUCUCGGUCCAAAACAGAAAUCUAAUCGCAAUGGAUGUGAUGAGAGCCAUCAAACAUGAUUAACAUUUUGUUUUAACUUCUACUAUUUGGGUCGCCCUUCUGCGCCCUCUCUUGUUCAGUUUCC